This is a messenger RNA of Candidozyma duobushaemuli, 864 nucleotides long. It is a transcript of the gene SLC1, whose product is annotated as 1-acylglycerol-3-phosphate O-acyltransferase. Gene Ontology annotation, cellular component: endoplasmic reticulum; membrane. The transcript has a single exon. Gene Ontology annotation, biological process: phosphatidic acid biosynthetic process. Bases 1 to 864 code for a protein of 287 amino acids. NCBI's taxonomy places the organism in Eukaryota, Fungi, Ascomycota, Pichiomycetes, Serinales, Metschnikowiaceae. The record is from RefSeq and is a predicted model, not a curated record. Gene Ontology annotation, molecular function: 1-acylglycerol-3-phosphate O-acyltransferase activity.
AUGGGCUCUUUGCAGAAAUUAAAGUUUUUGAUAAAGUCGUUUAUCUUCGGCUCUUUAAUCUCCACCUGUGCCCUUUACGGCGUGGUGGCCUCUGUUUUCCUUCGACUCAUCGGUAAAGCAGAAUAUGCCCAGUACACGGUGGCCAAAGUUUUUUACUGGUUGUUCAGCCGUCUUAUGGGCAUCACCAUCACCGUCAAGAACGAACAUUUGUUGCAUCGCAAGCCAUCUGUGGUCAUUUCCAACCACCAGUCGGCUUUGGACAUUUUAGUGUUGGGCAAGAUCUUCCAGCCCGGCUACACUGUCACUGCCAAAAAGGCCUUGAAGUACUUUCCCUUUUUGGGCUGGUUUAUGCUUGCUUCUAAGACCUUCUUCUUGGACAGAGCCAAGGGCGAGAAGGCCAGAAAGGUGUUGGACAAUGCGCUUUUGAGCUUAAAGGAGAACGACAGAUCGCUUUUUAUGUUCCCUGAAGGCACCCGUUCUGCCACCAAGAAGUUGGACAUGCUUCCUUUCAAAAAGGGUGCUUUCCACCUCGCCAAGCAGGCCAAGAUCCCCGUCAUUCCAGUGGCUGUUCAGAACUACAGCACCUUGUUCCUGUCCAGAGACAAGAUCUUCAAGACUGGUGAAAUCGUUAUUGAGGUUAUGGAACCAGAGCCCACCGACCAAUUGGAGACCAAGGAGGACGUCGACGAGUUGGCUCUUCUGGUGAGAAACAAGAUGCUCAAGUCUAUUGAGCUGAUGGGCUAUGCAUCCGUACAGGGUCAGAAGACGACUCCACCCCCUCCUGUUGUUGAAUCUCAGGAUGCUGCCUCCGAGGAGAGUAUCGAGCUUGUCUCCGAGUCGACUCCAUUGAUCUCGACCGAUUAA